GAAGACUUAACCAAAGAAUAAAAGGAGAGGCGAAUAGUCAACUAUUACCAGCUAUGGCAGUAGAGUCAAUGGUUGCUAAAAUAAAUCUCACAAUUUAUAUAUAUAUUUCUCUCUUAAAUUCUUCUGCCUCUGCACCUUCUUUCUCCUUCUCUCUCUCUCUUUUGAGUUAUUGCAUAGUUUCUUUUUUUUUUCUCAGGAAAUUCUGAAGGUUUGUUCCAAAAAGCUUGGUGAAGAGCAAUGGCACGUCCAAAUGUGCCAAAAUUUGGCAAUUGGGAAAGUGAAGACAACACUCCCUAUACUGUCUUUUUUGACAAUGCAAGGAAAACUCGUGGUGGAAAGAUGAUAAAUCCAAAUGACCCUCAAGAAAAUCCAGACAUGUUUCACAAUUUUGCUCCUAAAACUCAAAGGGAGGAACAAAAACGUCGCGUGAGUAAAGAACAUGGUGAUAUUCAACAACGUAAUGGAGCUGGUCGUGGAUCAAACUCAACUCGACCUGCUAGACAAACUGCAGGAUCUGAUCACAACAUUGCUAAAUCACCAAUUCAUCCAUAUUCUCAGCAGGCAAAGAUAUCAGGACGAGUAGCUGCUUCGCCUGCUUGGGAAGGGAAGAAUUCAUAUGAUAGUAGCCAUGGUACUACUCCUGGUAGAUCAUUUGAAAGUGCUCGUGCUACUCCCGGGAGGCAUCAACUGAAGAAAGAAAGUCAGCCUGAUAGAGGAGCUGUAGUUCCAAAAUUUGGCGGAUGGGAUGAGAAUGAUCCUCAAUCUGCAGAAAACUACUCUGAGGUUUUUAACAAAGUGCGAAAUGAAAGAAAUGAAAGGAACAGAGGCUCUGGAAAUGUGCUAGGCACACCUGGUAGAACAUCUUACAGUACCGAAAGGCAUCAACGAAACGAAAAGCAAAAGAGCUGCUGCUUUCCUUUGUGGUGAAAAAGAGGGUCCUAUUUUUCUGGUGAUAUGAAGCAAUAGUUGAUCUGUAAAUAAAUCAACAAACUCCUCUGCAAUGUUAAUCUUUUUUGUGUUAAGAGGUUUCUUAUAUUGGUGAUAAAUUUGGGCUAGUGGUUUGUUGCCUUUGUUAUGCUUUCAGCUGAUUUUUGCUAUUGUAUUGUGUACUUGUCAUUUUAAUUCACUUCUCUUUGUCUCAGUUCUGCAAAGGUAGCACUUUAAAAUAUAGUAGUGCUAUAAUACUUUUGAGGCUAUGAAUAUUUAUCUGAUUUUUAUA
Nicotiana attenuata is the source of this 1219-nucleotide messenger RNA. Its product is annotated as RPM1-interacting protein 4-like. Lineage: Eukaryota; Viridiplantae; Streptophyta; Magnoliopsida; Solanales; Solanaceae. The transcript has 4 exons. Bases 238 to 927 code for a protein of 229 amino acids. The record is from RefSeq and is a predicted model, not a curated record.